AACAAGUCUGGGCUGCAGUACUUUCACUGCAGCUAAUAGCACAACCAAGGAGAUAUGACUUUAUUUCUCUGCUUGUAGUCAAUGAGAGGAUUUUUGCAGGCUACACAGUUUUGAGGAGGGAAAAAAGUCAUUUGGCAGAUGCAGGUGCAUCGCGCAGGAGUAGUUAGAUAAAACUAAACUUUUUUCCAGACAUUCUCCAGACAAAUACAGGCUCAUUCAAGGGAAUUUGUCAAAUCAUGCGUGACUAGGACAACGUCGUUGACUGCUUCGCCUCGGUGACCAGUUUUGAGCGGAUUUGAAAAUGGGGUGUUUGCUGCAAUGGACUCUGCUGCUUGCUGUUUUGCUGUGUCUCCCAUCACGGUCUACAGCUCAAGGCCAGUGCAAUAAUGUUGUUGCAGCAGACAUUGUGCUCCUAGUAGAUGGAUCAUCCAGUAUUGGCCGGGCCAACUUUGUGUUGGUCAAGAAUUUCAUGGCAGGGAUUGUCAAACCCUUUGCCAGAGUGGUAGGACCCAAUGGCAUCCGUUUUGGAACCGUACAGUACAGCGAUACUGCCAGGGUGGAGUUUACAUUUACUACAUACCUGAAUGGAACUGAGCUCAUAACUGCCAUAGAGAAUAUCAACUAUAAAGGUGGAAACACACGGACUGGGGCUGGCCUCAAAUACAUCGCAGACAACUUCUUCAGCCCUUCCUCUCUCAGAGAUGUACCCAAGAUCACUAUUCUCAUUACUGAUGGUAAAUCUCAGGACAGUGUGCAGGAGCCUUCUCAAAAACUACGUAGCCUUGGAGUCAAAAUAUUUGCAGUGGGUAUAAAGAGUGCAGACCCAGCUGAGCUGAAUCUCAUUGCCUCUCCUCCUCAAAGUGAAUUCACCUCUCAGAUUGGGAAUUUCAAAGCUCUCAGCUCUUUGCUGCCCCUAGUAUCUCGACGUGUGUGUACAACAACUGGAGGCUCUUACUCAAGUGACGAGGCCUACAGUGGUCCAUCAGACUUGCAGUUUUCAGGUGAGACCACCAAUUCCCUGAGAUUUCGAUGGACGUCUGCAGGAGGGCCUGUAAGUGGCUAUGUGGUCCAGUACAGGCCCCUAUCUGGCCUGGGUCAGCCAAUCACAGCAGAGCUUCGACAGGAAACCAUACCAAGCAACCAGCAGAGCUACACUGCACGAGAGCUGCGUUCAGGCACAGACUACCUGAUCACUGUUAUUGCUCAGUACCCAAACACCUUGGGAGAGUCAGUGUCUGGCAAGACCCGAACAAAGCCUCUCCAAGGUGUGACUGCACUGCGACUGAUCCAGGCUGGGUUUUUUACACUGGCUUUGGGCUGGGACACUCCAGCUGACCAAGUACAGGGUUACAGAAUCACCUAUGGACCUAUAGUGAAAGAGAUUCUGGAGGAUAAAUAUUUUACAAUAACAACAACAACAGUGGAUCAAACAAAGUGUAGCAUAUUGGUCUCCACUGAAAAGUAUUUUUACCUGCAGGAAACCAUACCAAGCAACCAGCAGAGCUACACUGCACGAGAGCUGCGUUCAGGCACAGACUACCUGAUCACUGUUAUUGCUCAGUACCCAAACACCUUGGGAGAGUCAGUGUCUGGCAAGACCCGAACAAAGCCUCUCCAAGGUGUGACUGCACUGCGACUGAUCCAGGCUGGGUUUUUUACACUGGCUUUGGGCUGGGACACUCCAGCUGACCAAGUACAGGGUUACAGAAUCACCUAUGGACCUAUAGGUCAGCCUGCUGCACAGCUGCUGGAACAAUCUGUGGGGACAGAGUCUACUUCUCUGACUUUGGUCAGUCUUAAGUCAGACACAGAAUAUGUGAUCAACUUGUACCCACUGUUUCCCCGUAACAGUGCCUCACCAGCUACCCUGACUGCCCGCACAUUGCGUUUAGAGGGAGUGCAGCAGCUUUCCGUUGAGACUAUCUCAAGCAACAGUGUUCGAGUCCGCUGGACGGGAGUGGUGGGGGCCAGAGGAUAUAGAGUUGUUUGGGGCCCUUUCACAGGAAGUGAUGCGGAGACCGUAGAACUGGGAGGUGAUAGUGAAUCUCACACUCUGGGGAAUCUGAGACCAGACAUAGAGUACAUUGUUACAGUCAUCGCUCUGUACAAUGGAGAAGCUGAAGGACCAGCAGCCACUGCACGUUUUAAGAUAGAGCGCUCAGAGCAACAGGUACUGAGAGCCACGACUACGGGACCCACCAGCAUCAGAUUAAACUGGAACCUCAUACAGGCCGCCAGAGGCUACCGACUGGAAUGGAAAGCCGGAGAGAGAGGCAGAGUUCAGAAGCAAGAGUUCCCAAAAAGCACCACCAACUAUGAGCUCAGAAGUCUGCAGCCGAACACAGAGUACAUCAUAACUCUAUACACACUCUACGAGGGGCGAGAAGAAGCUACUUUCUUUUCAACCAAGCCAACAGUAGAGCAGCAAGUUGGUCCUGUCACGAACCUGAGGGUGGUGGAUUCACUCGGAAACAUUAUUCGAUUAGGAUGGACAGGAGUCUCUGGGGCAACACAAUACAACAUCAUCAUUCUUAAUACAGAAUCAAAUGCAGAGGUGAACAGAAGAGUUCCUGGGAAUCAGACCACCUUUGACCUACGGGAUCUUGAAGAUGGUGUACGCUAUGCUGUCAGUGUAAAUGCACUUAUUGGAUCCAGUGAAGGGGAACCAGCAACAGUGUACAUCGUAACAGAACCGCCACUGAGGGUGACCAACUUGCGGAUAGUUGGGAGCAACAGUCGACGAGUCAGGAUUGCAUGGACUGGUGUUUCAGAGGCAACAGGCUACCAGGUUACCUGGAGACAAAGCAACACUGCAGAGCAAUCUCGUGUCCUAGGUGGUGAUGUCACUACCUACACUAUAGACGGGCUGCAGCCAGAUGAUUCUGUUGUUGUGGGUGUUGCCCCAGUGAUUGAUGGGCAGACUGGAGAAGUGGUCUCUGUGUCUACAAGAACCAGUGGUUCUACUGGAAUUGUUACAGGGCUAAGAGUCAUUGAAGUAACAUCUGCAAGGAUAGAAAUAUCCUGGACUCCAGUGACUCGAGCAACGGGCUAUAAAAUAAUCUGGCGGCGAAGUGAUGGAGUGGAAGACUCUGAGAUUGUACCCGCUGAUGUGGCUUCCUAUGCCAUUGAUAGACUCCAGGAGGGUGCAGCCUACCAAAUAUUAGUCUCAGCCCUUUUUAACUCUCGGGAAGGACCUUCUGCCACUGUGACUGCAAGGACAGAUCAGGCCAUGGUGGGUCGCGUCACCAAUUUACAGGUGGUGGAGGCCCAAGGGGAGGUUGUUCGAGUCAGCUGGGUUGGAGUUCAAAAUGCGACUUCAUACAGAGUACUCUGGAAAAGGACUGAUGGUGGAGAGGAGCGGAGUCAGCUAGUUGGUGGUAACGUGAACUCAGUGGAUCUGAGGCAGUUGGAUGAAGGGGCACAGUAUGAAGUGAAGGUUCUGGCUCUAGUUCGGAACAGAGAAGGCCCACCUGUCUCUGUCAGAGUCACUACGGGGGGCCAGAGAGGGACAAGAGUAGAGGGUCUGCGUGUUUUGGACUCGACCCCAGGGGGGCUCCGUAUAACCUGGAGAGCAGUGAGUGGUGCCAGCUCAUAUCGAAUCUACUGGAGGUCCUCACAAGGUGAACCUGAAUCAAGUCGUCUGAUUAGUGGCGAUGCAACUUCAUACACCCUCGAUGGACUUCGACCUGGUCUGAGCUACACUGUAAGAUUGUCUGCUGUGGUGGACGGUCAAGAAACUGAAGCCACCACCAUCAGAGCAACCACUGAUGCCCUGCCACCUGUGACUGGUUUGAGUGUGACUGACAGUACUGAGAAUUCAGUCCUUUUAGGCUGGUCACCAGUAACAGGAGCCACAGGAUAUAUUUUACGCUGGACAGAGGAAGAAGACACAGGAACGGGUCAGUCUGAAACGCUGCCUGGUACAGCCACUUCUUACCGUGUGACAGGUCUACGACUGGGCCGUCUGUACAGUUUCACCCUGCAGCCCACCUUCCAAAACCAGGUUGGACCUGAGACCAGCGUGAAGGAGCGCACAGUGUGUGUGGGUGGGCGUUUGGAUGUUGUCUUCCUUGUCCCCGCGUCUCGUGAUCGCUCUGGCCUGGUGGGACCUGUGUUGUCUCUGCUUGCCAGUUCUGCUGGAUCCUUAACCUCCAUCGGACCCAGAGACUCCCAGAUGGGGGUGGUGAUGUACAGUGAAGAUCCAAAAGUGCGCUUCCUCCUCAAUCGUCAUAGCAACAGUGAGACCCUUCUGCAAGAUAUUGUGACCACCCCAUUCAAUGACAGACCAGGAAAUAAUAUAGGCCAGGCAAUGACAUACGCACGUCAGUUUUUGCUGAGCGCACCAGCAGGUCGGAGGUAUAGUGUUCCCGGGGUGGUUGUUAUUAUCGCAGACGAGAAGUCAACCGAUGAUCUUAGCCAGCCGGCUGCUGCUGUUAGAGCUGAUGGUGUGACAGUGUUGGCGGUAGGAAUUGGACGUGCAGACUCUAGAGAGCUGCGUUCGGCAGUGACAGAUGGCAGCACUCAGAAUCUGCUCUAUGCUCAAGACGCAAAUCAGCUCUCUGGUCUCCACCCCGACCUGGCAGACCUCCUCUGUGGCCUUGCACGCGGGACUAGUGUCACGCCAGGGCCUUGUACCGUACAGUGUCCACAAGGUGCUAAAGGGGAACUGGGUCAGAAGGGUGAGAGGGGCAGAGAUGGAGUGGAUGGAAGAAAAGGCGAGCCUGGUCAUGAUGGUUUACCCGGUCGUGAGGGCCUCAGAGGACCAGAGGGGCCACCAGGUCAACCAGGCAGUGGUCUGGGAGUGAGAGGAGAGAAAGGCGAGAGAGGUUUCCCAGGACUGGAUGGCAGUCCAGGUGUUCCAGGUCGUCCUGGUGCAGUUGGAUUACCAGGCAUUCAGGGAUUACCAGGUGUGACAGGAGACCCUGGAGAACCAGGCAUUUCAGGCCCUCAUGGAUUAAAGGGAGAGAAAGGUGAAAGGGGGGAACCUGGAUCUGCUUUUGGAGGAGGUUUACCGGGCCGUAAAGGAGAGCCAGGAAUCCCAGGGAUCCCUGGCACUCCUAGUCGUCCAGGUGUGGAUGGGGCGAAGGGAGAGCCAGGUGCACGAGGUCUGUCCGGACAGGAUGGUCGCCCUGGGUUGCCAGGCACUGCUGGACUUUCUAUUAAGGGUGAAAAAGGCAGCCAUGGUGAGAGGGGUCCUCCCGGAGUGGGUAGUGGGGUAGCUGCUAAAGGAGAUGCCGGUGAACCUGGAAGUCCUGGAUCGCCUGGUUCUCAGGGCCCACGAGGACUGACUGGACAAAAAGGAGCCAAAGGAGAAUCUGGUGAGAGUAUUGAGGGUAAACCAGGCCCCCAAGGAAACACCGGAGACCCUGGUGAUCGGGGUCCCCGAGGACCUCCUGGUGAAAUUGGAAGUAAGGGUGAUCGAGGACAGACUGGACCUCCUGGUUCAGAUGGAGCCAAGGGAGACAGAGGCCUUUCAGGUCCAGCAGGAGACAAGGGAGAUAAAGGUUCAGCAGGCCCCCCUGGACCUCAAGGACUGAGGGGAUUUCCAGGGAGUAGUGGCCUUUCUGGAGAAAAGGGUGCUGAGGGUGGAAAAGGGCAACCAGGAAGCUGUGACUGUCAAGGUUCAUUUGGGAAGAAAGGAGAGCGGGGUGAAAGGGGCCUCCCAGGUCCUGAUGGCGGUAAAGGUAUUGAAGGAGAUGCAGGACAAAAAGGGGAAAGAGGUGCCCCUGGAGCAGGACAGCCUGGCCAACCUGGACCUAAAGGGGACCAGGGUGAUCAGGGUCUCACUGGAUUGUCUGGAAAACCUGGUUUGAAGGGCAGUCAAGGUGACCCGGGGGAGAGAGGGGAGGCAGGAAGUCCUGGUCCACAGGGGCCCAUGGGUCCCAGAGGGAAGGAUGGACUAAACGGAGACAAAGGAGAGGAUGGCAUUCCAGGCGAAUCAGGGUUGGCGGGUAAACCAGGGGAGAGAGGUCUAAGAGGACUGCCAGGUCAACUAGGUCAACCUGGGCUAAAAGGAGACACGGGUGAUCCAGGGGAAGAUGGAAGAAAUGGUACCCCAGGUCCCACCGGACCAAGAGGCCCAAAGGGAGAACAGGGAAUACAAGGUCCCCCUGGGCCACCUGGUGAUGUGACAUCUGGAGAGAAACAACUGAAAGGUGACAGAGGAGAAAAGGGAGAGGCAGGUGACCCAGGGGAGCACGGGGCUAAGGGUCCAAAGGGUGAACCAGGAGCUUCAGGCCCGCCAGGACCAAGCGGUCCUGAGGGGCCGCGUGGGCUAUCAGGAGCCAGAGGUGACCAAGGCGAUAGGGGCAGUCCAGGAGACAAGGGAGAAAGAGGAGCGGCUGGUUUGGAUGGACGACCCAGUCAGGAUGGGAAACCUGGGCCGCCUGGAACUCCUGGAUUACGGGGUGACCCAGGAAAACAAGGGGAUCCUGGAAGAGAUGGCUUGGCUGGACUAAGAGGGCCUCAGGGACCUCCAGGACCACCUGGGCCCCCAGGAGCUAAUGGCACACCUGGUAAAGCAGGGGAGGAUGGGAAACCAGGACUGCCUGGAAAACCUGGCGAGGAUGGUGUGCCAGGAGAGGAUGGUCGAAAGGGAGAUAAAGGAGAGUCGGGGGCCGCUGGAAGAGAUGGUGAGAUGGGUCCUACUGGUCUGACAUUGCCAGGUACCGCUGGAGAAAGAGGCCUUCCUGGAUCACCGGGUCCAAAAGGAGACAAAGGGCCAGCGGGAAUCAAAGGAGAAAGAGGUGCUGCGGGUGAUCCUGGAGAUCCUGGUGAGAAUGGAUUGAGAGGACCACCAGGGCCCAAAGGAGUCAAAGGAGAGGCAGGUGUGGGAAUGCCUGGGCCUCAAGGACAACCUGGACCCAUUGGCUUAAAGGGGGACUCUGGUUUACCAGGUCCUCCGGGCCCUCCUGGACCACGUGGAGUGGAUGGCACGCCAGGACUGGCAGGGCAGAGAGGUGAAGCAGGUCAGCCAGGACCCCCUGGACCCCCAGGAGACAGGGGUCUACAAGGAUUCAUUGGCAAAGCGGGAAACCCAGGAACACCAGGAGCUGCUGGGCCCCCAGGACCCUCUGGUACUGCGGGCCUUGCAGGACUGAAGGGCGAUAAGGGUGAAAUUGGUGUAGGAGUGCCAGGUUUAAGAGGAGAGCGAGGAGACCCAGGGCCUCGGGGAGAAGAAGGUCGGGCUGGAACAGAUGGAGAGAGAGGCCUUACUGGCGAACAAGGUCCUUCAGGAAUUAAAGGAGAAAAGGGAGAUACUCAGCUGGUGGGGGGACCUCCAGGAGAGAAAGGAGUGAAAGGAGAAACCGGGGAGCGAGGACCUAAAGGUGCACAGGGUGAAAAGGGUGCAAAGGGACAGGAAGGACCACCAGGAGAACAGGGUCUGAGAGGGGAGCCGGGAGAGAGAGGUUCUACUGGCUUCCAGGGAGCCCGUGGUCCUGGUGGUCAGAAGGGAACACCUGGUAAAGAUGGUCUGCCUGGAAUGAGAGGAGAGAAGGGAGAGUUUGGGCCUGUAGGUCCGCGAGGCCUCAAGGGAGAAAGAGGCGCCAAGGGAGCAUGUGGACAAAGCGGACCAAAGGGAGACAAGGGGGAUGCUGGGAUUAACGGCAGACCGGGAUUGCCAGGGAGGAAAGGAGAGCAGGGUGAAGUCGGGUCUCCAGGUUCCACAGGAAGUCCAGGGAAGGAGGGACUCAUUGGAGCCAAGGGUGACAGAGGCUUUGAUGGAGUUACGGGGCCGAAGGGAUCACAAGGAGAGAAAGGUGAACGGGGCCAACCUGGUAUCCCUGGUCCCCCUGGUUCAAGAGGAGCGGAUGGACCCUCUGGUCUAACAGGCCCUCAAGGACCUGCUGGAGGUAAAGGUCCAGAGGGCCUGCAAGGACAAAAGGGUGAAAGAGGUCCUCCAGGCCCUGCUAUGGUUGGCCCACGUGGCAUCCCUGGGAUCCCAGGAGAAAGAGGAGAACAGGGUGAGAUUGGCUCUGAUGGACCUAAAGGAGACAGAGGAGAAACAAGCAUGACGGAGGAUGAGAUUCGGACUUAUGUUCGAAGUGAGAUGAACCUGCAUUGUGCUUGUGGAGGUGUUCAGGAAGUUGAGAAACCUGUCCCAGUGCAGGCUUACCGAAGCUCCUCCACGUCCCCUGAGCGCUCACUAGUCCAAGGGGACGAGGAGGGUCAAAAGCUGCGUGUUGUGAUGAACACAAAUGAUCCAGACUACGAGCACAUUUACUCUAUAGAGACCUAUGAUGAUGAUGCUCCAAUGGUGGAGAUUGCUGACUAUGACACCACUGUCAAUAAAAGCCAGGCUGAAAGGACAAAAUUUGAGGUGAAAGGUGAAGACUCCUGCAUCUUGCCCAUGGAAGAGGGUAAUUGUUCUCGCUAUACUUUGCGUUGGUACUUUAACUCUGAGCUUGAAGACAAGAGUUGA
This is a messenger RNA of Sinocyclocheilus rhinocerous, 8422 nucleotides long. It is a transcript of the gene col7a1, whose product is annotated as collagen, type VII, alpha 1. The coding region runs from base 302 to 8422 and encodes 2706 amino acids. The transcript is spliced from 100 exons. Gene Ontology annotation, biological process: extracellular matrix organization. Gene Ontology annotation, molecular function: extracellular matrix structural constituent conferring tensile strength; protein binding. NCBI's taxonomy places the organism in Eukaryota, Metazoa, Chordata, Actinopteri, Cypriniformes, Cyprinidae. The record is from RefSeq and is a predicted model, not a curated record.